CAAAAUUCUUGGAAUUCAUAAUAAAGAAGUAGAAUUUGAUUUGUAAAAAGUUGAAUUUGAAGUGCGAAACCUGCAUUAUUCUCUAAAAUAGAAAAAUAAGAGUAAAUUAUUUUUCAAUUUUUAGUAAAACUGAGAAAGUAUAAAUGAAGAAUCGUGAUAUUUAUACAAUAAACACUUAAUAAGAACAAUGAGUAAAGAAAGUAAUUUAAAUCAUGCAAUUGCAGGAGCUAUCAGCGGAUUUCUUACACGAUUUACUUGCCAACCUUUGGAUGUUGUGAAAAUAAGAUUUCAGUUACAAGUUGAACCCAUAAAACCGUACCAUAUAAGUAAAUAUCAAUCUAUUUUCCAAGCAUUUUGGUUAAUAUUAAAAGAAGAAAGAAUAUUUGCAUUAUGGAAAGGACAUUUACCUGCUCAAUUAUUAUCUAUAAGUUAUGGGGCAGGACAGUUUUAUUCUUACAACGUACUUAUGACGUUUUCUAAUAGGAAUUCAAUCUUAAAUGAGUGGAAGUAUUUGAAAAAUUUUAUGGUUGGUGCAAGUGCCGGAAGUAUAGCUACUAUUAUAUCUUUUCCUUUUGAUACAAUUAGAACGAGAUUAAUAGCUCAGUCUUCUAAUGAUAAAGUAUAUAAAAGCAUAAUACACUUGUGUAGUGUAAUUUUACGCCAAGAAUCACCGAAGGUCUUUUUUGCCGGAUUAUCACCGACAUUGAUACAAAUUGCUCCACAUAGUGGUUUACAUUUUUUAUUUUAUAAUUUUCUAAUAGAUACUUAUAAAAAAUAUUUUAAAGAAACCAAUAUAAGCUUUUACAAUUCUUUAAUAUCGGGUGCUGUGGCUGGUUUGAUGGCUAAAACAAUUGUAUAUCCAAUGGAUUUAGCUCGAAAAAGACUGCAAAUCCAAGGUUUUAAAAAUGGUAGGAAAGGAUUUGGUAAAUUUUUUGAAUGCAAAGGUCUGAUAGAUUGUUUCAGAGUUACAAUAAGAGAUGAGGGUGCGAAAGGUUUGUUUAAAGGGUUAUUACCGAGUCAAUUAAAAGCUGCAAUAACAACAGCUCUACAUUUUACUUUUUACGAACAAGCUUUAUUAUUCUUAAAAAAUAUUUGAUAAUAUUCAUUUGAAAGAUAAUUAUAGGCAACUAGAGAACAAGGAAACUAUAUUUUAAGAAAAAUUAGUAACAUUUAAUUUAUCAUUUUUUUUAUGUAAUACUGGAUAUAAAUAAAAUAAUAAACAAAUAUUAAUAUACAUAUACGAAAGUAUUUGGAUAUUAACAUUUUUAAAAUUUAAUGAAUUAAAUAUGUAUAUUAAACUAAAGUAUGUAAACUAAUUUGGCAUAUAUAAUAUUGGAUAGAUUUUAAUAUAACAUGAGUGCAAUUUGAAAAUGAUUCAAAGAUGUACAUAGUUUUUACAAUGUGUUUACUAUAAACACGUACGAUAAGUGGACUACAGAAGCAUUAAAUUUUUUUUAUGUUAAUCAUGCCCUGUGUUAUUUGGUAAUCAUAUUAAAUAAUUAAUAUACAAUUAUACUGAUUCACGGUGUAAAACAUAUGCAUAUCAUAUAUAUAUAUAUAUAUAUAUAUAUACACACACACGCACGUGUGUGUGCGCGCGCGGUAAGUAGCAUGAUAUAAAUGUAUAGACCAAUCAGAAAGAUCUACCAUGCAAGUCUUUUUGAUUGGUAGUAAAUCCGUACAAUUAUUGCAUACCGUAAAACAGUUAUUAUACAAAUUAUAUAUAAAUUAGCAAAUUUUCAGACAUGAUAAAUAUUUUUU
This is a messenger RNA of Polistes canadensis, 1761 nucleotides long. RefSeq names its product mitochondrial thiamine pyrophosphate carrier (gene Tpc1). Gene Ontology annotation, cellular component: mitochondrial inner membrane. Gene Ontology annotation, biological process: thiamine pyrophosphate transmembrane transport. NCBI's taxonomy places the organism in Eukaryota, Metazoa, Arthropoda, Insecta, Hymenoptera, Vespidae. The record is from RefSeq and is a predicted model, not a curated record. Gene Ontology annotation, molecular function: thiamine transmembrane transporter activity. The transcript is spliced from 4 exons. The coding region runs from base 188 to 1096 and encodes 302 amino acids.